This is a messenger RNA of Schistosoma bovis, 1052 nucleotides long. The record is from the annotation of a GenBank genome assembly. NCBI's taxonomy places the organism in Eukaryota, Metazoa, Platyhelminthes, Trematoda, Strigeidida, Schistosomatidae.
UUUUAAUGGCCUUUUUAUCGCCUACCAACUUUCCCUUAUUAUAAUUGAAGUAACUCAAAGGUGGUAGGGGUUAAAAUGGACAUUGUCUAUUGCUGUUAGUCUUUCUUGAAACAAUUGAAAUCGUAGCGCUUCAAGAUUGCCGGGUACUUUUGGCGGCUGCUGCAGUUGUUGCGCGUGUGUCUUAAGGCGGACUACGUCUUCCAGUAUUCCUUGUGUGUUACAUUCAUUCUCUCCAGUAUUUAUACAUAAUGAAAAUUAUAAAAUCGUCUGAAACUGUUAAGGUGCCUCCAGGCAUAAAAGUAAAGGCCAUUAAAAGAGUGGUUUACGUCAAAGGUCCUCGUGGGUCACUGAAACGCGACUUCGGUCAUUUAUCCCUAGACAUCAAAGUUUUCUCAAAAAAGGUUGUUGUAACGAAGUAUUUCGGCAACAGAAAAGAGCUGGCUGCUGUUCGAACAGUUUGUUCCCAUAUUGGAAAUAUGAUAAAAGGUGUUACAUCUGGAUAUCGUUAUAAAUUGAAAUCCGUUUAUGCCCACUUCCCCAUCAACAUGAUUCCAUCCAACGAUGGUUCCAAAUUGGAGAUCCGCAACUUUUUAGGAGAAAAAGCCAACAAGCUUGUACCUAUGGAACCAGGUGUGAAAAUCUCCGCCACUGGAGUGAAAGAUGAAAUUCAGGUUGAGGGCAAUGAUAUUGAAAAAGUCGCAAAAUGUGCUGCCCUCAUUCAACAGUCCUGCAAGGUCCGACACAAGGAUAUUCGUAAAUUCCUUGAUGGUAUUUAUGUAUCUGGCAAAGAAGCUAUUGUAGCUAAUUGAAUAAAAUAUAGCUAACCUCGGAACAUGACUUCUGGUUUUUCAUGGAUAAUAUCUGGCGUCCUGAUCUCCCGCCUACAUUCAUAGUGAAAGUAUCAUUGUUAUCAGUAAAGUGAGUUCUGGGUAGUUUUAGAAAAAAAUUUUAAUCAUAUUUUUUUUUGUAAAUUUUUAUGAAUUCAAAGCAGCUAUAAUGACAUUAAAUCUGUUGAAUAUAUAAAUAUAUAUCUUAUAUAUAAGGUUCAUUAG